This is a messenger RNA of Lactuca virosa, 1575 nucleotides long. NCBI's taxonomy places the organism in Eukaryota, Viridiplantae, Streptophyta, Magnoliopsida, Asterales, Asteraceae. The record is from the annotation of a GenBank genome assembly.
AUGUCCAGUUUGUUCCAAUUCCGCUCACUUUCUUCAUUCAUUUCCCCCACUUCUGAACCCAAAGAAGUUAUACCAGAAAGUGUGUUAAAACCUACACUUGUUUCACUCGAACCAUCAAAUGAUGCUGAUUUAAUUUCUCAAAUGCUCAUCCAACACCAUAACCCAUUCCACACCAUGGAAUCCUCUCUACAACUCAACGGAAUCAAGAUUUCCCCAAUUCUUGUCCACCAAACGCUAAUUCGUCUCAAAAACAUCUCCAAGAUCGCCUUAGCUUUCUUCUCAUGGGCUAAAGAACAAUCCCACUACUCUCACGACUCCCAUUCUUACAACCUCAUGAUCGACAUAUUAGGUAAAGUUAGACAAUUCGAUGUUGCUUGGCAAUUGAUCAUAGAAAUGGAUCAAAAUGGUGUAAACCCAACUUCCACCACUUUCUAUGUCCUGGUCCGGAGGCUUAUAUCCGCGGGUCUAACCCGCCAAGCUAUCCGUGCAUUUGAUGAUAUGGGUUGUUUUGUGGUAAACGAUACUGAAGAACAACAACAACAACAACAACAACCCGUUCAUGACUUCUAUUUUCUUUUUGAUACCCUUUGUAAAUAUGGCUACCCAAAAGUUGCUACAGAGAUGUUCAACAAAUGGAAAAACUGGAGAUUUGAACCUGAUGCAAAGAUUUACACGAUUCUGAUAUACGGGUGGUGUAAAAUGAACAAACCCAAGAUGGCUGAUAAGUUUUUUAAAGAGAUGGUGAGUAAUGGAAUCGAACCUAAUGUUGUUACUUACAAUGUUUUGUUAAAUGGAAUAUGUCGGAAGUCAAGUUUACACCCUGAAGAUCGAUUCACAAGAACAAUUCAAGCUGCAGAGAAACUGCUCGAUGAAAUGCCACAAAGAGGGGUUGACCCUGAUGUUACUACUUAUUCAAUUAUCCUACAUGUUUAUAGCCGUGCACAUAAGCCAAAUCUCACACUUCAAAAGUUAAAGAUCAUGAAAGAUAAAGGGAUUCAUCCAACUUUAGCAACCUACACAUCUGUUGUAAAGUGUCUUUGUUCAUGUGGGCAUCUUGAAGAUGCUGAGAUUUUGCUUGAUGAAAUGGUGUCCAAUGGGGUUACGCCAUCUGGCACAACGUAUAACUGUUUCUUUAAGGAAUAUAGAGGUAGGAAAGAUAUCGAUGGUGCUUUGAGAUUGUAUAAGAAAAUUAAAAAAGAUUGUGUUUUUUUACACGAUACGCAUACGUAUAACAUACUUAUGGGGAUGUUUAUGGAUUUGAAUCGUUUUGAUCUUGUGAAAGAGAUUUGGGAUGAUAUGAAGGGUAGUGUUUGUGGGCCCGAUUUGGAUUCAUACACUUUGUUGGUUCAUGGAUUGUGUGAAAAGGAAAAGUGGAGAGAUGCGUGUGAAUAUUUUGUUGAAAUGAUUGAAAAAGGGAUUUUGCCACAAAAGGUUACGUUUGAGACGUUGUAUAAAGGGUUGAUACAAUCGGAUAUGUUGAGGACAUGGAGGAGAUUGAAGAAAAAACUUGAUGAUGAGUCGAUUUCAUUUUCUUCAGAAUUUGAAAAGUAUCAUGUUAAACCUUAUAAAAGAUGA